AUGGAGCACGAGGCGAUGCUCACGGCAGAUGAGCAGCUGCACCGCUCUCACGUGGAGCGGUCUAUGCGUGAGCUCCAGCGCAUGGUUGCCGACAGCGAGGAUGCUCUAGCCGAGGUGGGUCUCCGCAGCCGAGCCGUUCCUCUGCCACGGUCGGCGGCGACGUCGCUGGCCGUCAUGAAGGCCGGCUACGACCGGGCGACGGUGUCGGAGCCGUUUCUGCCGUAUGUCGACUCGGUGCUGCCGGCGCUGCUGGCGCUGCGCAAGACGCACGAGGUGGCGGCCGAGUCGUGGGCGCACGUGACGGCACAGGAGGAGCCGCAGCUGGCGGCAGCGCGACGACAGCUGGCGGCCGAGCAGACGCGGCUGGACGACCAGAAGGCGCUGAACCGGGCGCUGGAGGGGCGGUUGGCAGCGCUGCGCAGCAGCCAAGAGGCGCGGCAGCAGAGCCCAGCAAACACAGAAACGACGGCCGAGCAGAGACGCCAGCAGAAGCUGGAGGCACUAAAGGCACAACGACACGGCUACGACACGGCGACGUCGACGCUGCUGCGAGCCCUCCGCGGCUUCAUCCACGAGCGGCUGGGACCGAUGCUGGCGGCCGAAGAGCUGGGCGGCCCCGUGGUCGGCGCCAUGGUGGACGUGCGGGCAGACGAUCUGGUGGCCGGGUUCAGCGCGCAGGGAAAGCCGCGGCGUCAGCGGCAGCCGGGGGGAGAAAAGGGUGCAAAGAGCGCGAAGAGUGCGGCAGCUGGCUCGCGCGACGCAAAACGACAGCAGCGGAUCGACGAGAUCUGGGGGCCACGAGCAAACGACAGAGACGGGGGAGAGAAGGAGGACAGCGAUGACGACGAUGCAAACGAAAAGGACAAUCGAGACGAGUCAGCCACAGCUGGCGCGGAGAUGCAGGACCUCACAGAACAGCUUCUGAACACGUUGGCCUCAGCGGCUGGCGAUGGGUCAGCAGCCUAUGUAACGCUUCCACGCGAGUCGGCAGCUGCCCGGUUUCUCGUGCGGUCAAAGGUGGCCCAGUUUCACCCGCGCGAUGCCACCCGACUGCGCCUGAUUGAUUUUGGCCGCGAGCUGGACGACUAG
Molecule: messenger RNA, 1089 nt
Organism: Grosmannia clavigera kw1407
Lineage: Eukaryota; Fungi; Ascomycota; Sordariomycetes; Ophiostomatales; Ophiostomataceae
Exons: 2
Coding region: 1-1089 (362 amino acids)
Biological process (GO): kinetochore assembly; mitotic sister chromatid segregation
Cellular component (GO): nucleus
Source: RefSeq, a predicted model, not a curated record